This is a messenger RNA of Diaporthe citri, 690 nucleotides long. RefSeq lists its product as uncharacterized. Bases 1 to 690 code for a protein of 229 amino acids. The transcript has 3 exons. NCBI's taxonomy places the organism in Eukaryota, Fungi, Ascomycota, Sordariomycetes, Diaporthales, Diaporthaceae. The record is from RefSeq and is a predicted model, not a curated record.
AUGGGAGAGUCUUCCCAGCAGACAAUCCCUACUGUCAUAGAUCUCGUUACUUCAUCUGACGAUGAGACCUGCGACAAUGAGCAUUCGGAGAAUGAGAGUCUCGACGACAAGAGCUCCGACGACAUUAGUUCAGACAAUGACAGCCCAGACGAUUCUAGCUCUGACAGCGACAGCUCAGAUGACGGAGGCGCUGAAGAAGAACCCCAAGGCAACACUCUUGCUGAUGGCCUUGGACCGUCCCAGGAUGGUUCCAACAAGAAGGCCAACCAGACUAGUGCAAGCAGUGAUGAUGAUGGCCGCGGUGCUGCUCAUUCAAUCACGAUCUCCAUGGCCAAGGCAUCGAUCCAGAACGAUGGUAUCAAGAUAAGCCCUUUCGACUCGAGCAAGAAGCGAAAGGCGCCGGAGCAUGCGGCGGAAGGUGUUCACAAUGACCGCGCUGCCCCAACAGCAACCCACAACCAAGCCAAUAAGAGAGCCAAAUAUAGCCAACCAGGAGAACCACAGACUUCACUACAAAAUCGAACAUGUGCAAUCGCAACACUUCAGACACACACCCUGACGAUAAUUUCAUGGGUCAGGCGGGCGACUUUCCGCAGCUCCGAGUGCGUCUCAAUGGAGGAGCCCAGACUGCUCAUCCGCCGUCGGCCCCUCGACGUGGACUCGACACUGUACCGACCAACGACUGCAUAG